AUGAACAUGAAUACAUAUGCUGUAUCUCCCACGAAUGCUGCUAAUAACAACAUGAUGCAAUACAACAUUCAACCAAAGUAUGCGACUGCUCAGAUGUACAACAAUUUUCAGCAGGUACAGCCUGUACAAACAGUUUCAAUGCGAGCAAUGCCCUACAACAGCAUGCAGGUUCAACCCAUGACCACAGCCGUGAUUCAAAAUCGAAGUGUUAUGAAUUGUUCUUCGUUGAAAAGUGAGAAUGAGAUGUUGAUGGAAGAGAUUGGGCAUCUCCGACGAUUGUUGGAUAAUGAGCGGUCGAAAUUGCCGAUGGAGAAAGUCAUAGUGAAGGAGAUUCCUGUGGAGAAAGAAGUUAUUCGUGAAAUUCCAGUUGAAAAAGUCGUCGUCAAGGAGGUUCCCUUCGAAGUGGAGAAGAUUGUCACCCGAGAUGUGGAGGUCCUGAUCGACAAGAUAGUGAUCAAAGAAAUCAUCCAAGAGAUUCCAGUCGAAAAAGUCGUACAGAGGGAGGUGCCGGUUGAAAAGUUCUUUGAGAAAGUGUAUGAGAAGCAUAUCGAAGUCCCAGUGGAGAAGGUGGUAAAUGUGGAAGUUCCCGUCGACAGAAUUGUAUACAAGGAAAGGGAGUCUCCCCCUCCAGAACGUCGAAUGGUUGGUAUCGGACUGAUGCUCGAGCGACUCUCAAACGAAUACUACACCUACGUAGAAGAGAUCGUCCCUGGCUUUGCGGCAGACCUGAGCGGCCAGAUACAAGUCGGUGACAUCGUCUUGUACGUCAACGACAUCUCCCUGGAGGGGAUGCCCCUCGACGACAUCAAGCAGGCAAGCAGAAUGAUACUGUUUGCUGUCAAUCUAUUCCGAAGGAGUGCUAUGUCGUUGAACCCAAACAACUACGAUGCUGCACUAAGGAUCACGAGCUUUGAAUCGUUUCAAGAGUCUGAGAACAACAGCUAUCAAGAGAGGGACCAUGACCGCAGCAGGUCAUCUUCGAAUAAUACGAACUACAACGGACAAAAAGGUUUUUCUUUGAAUGAUCCGAGAUUUACGUUAACCGUGCAGAUGAUCGCAGAGUACGCAUUUCGUUUUGAACCACGUUAUGACUUGAACAUCUAG
Messenger RNA from Guillardia theta CCMP2712, 1104 nucleotides. RefSeq lists its product as hypothetical. Gene Ontology annotation, molecular function: protein binding. Bases 1 to 1104 code for a protein of 367 amino acids. Lineage: Eukaryota; Cryptophyceae; Pyrenomonadales; Geminigeraceae. The transcript has 12 exons. The record is from RefSeq and is a predicted model, not a curated record.